This is a messenger RNA of Myiozetetes cayanensis, 3410 nucleotides long. RefSeq names its product zinc finger protein 865 (gene ZNF865). The record is from RefSeq and is a predicted model, not a curated record. NCBI's taxonomy places the organism in Eukaryota, Metazoa, Chordata, Aves, Passeriformes, Tyrannidae.
GCUCUGUUGAGGGGGGGCGAUGGAGACCAACAUGAGCGACGAGAGCAGCCACUUCCAGUCCUACCCCUUCGACUUCCUGGACUUCCUGACCCACCAGCGCCCGGAGCCGCCGGAGCCCUUCGAGCCCCUAAGUCGCUGCCCCUCCCCCGCCCCCUUCGAAUACCCCCCUCCGGGGGCCCUCCUCGACCGCCCCCCGCCCAAGCACAAGCCCGAGGGGGCCACUAGCGCUGCUUCCUCCUCCUCCUCCUCCUCCUCCUCCUCGACCUCCUCGUCCUCGGCGCAGCCCAAGAAGCCGGAGGGCCCUUGGGGAGUCCCGCGGGGCCCUCCCGCACCCGCCCCCACUCUCCCGCCGCCCCCGCCCCCCGCCCUCUUCGAGGCCGCCGCGCUUCCCGGCCCUCAGUGGGGCAUCGUGGACCUGUCGGGGCACCAGCACCUCUUCGGGGGGCUCAAACGCGGCGGGGCCGGGCGCCCCAGCGCGACCCCGGGCGGCGCCGCGGCGCCGGAACCCGGCUCGAAGGAGGAGCGGAGCUACUUCCGGCGCCUCAAGUACCUGGUGGAGCGGCGCUUCCCGUGCGCCGCCUGCCCCAAGGCGUUCCGGCAGGCGGCGCAGCUGGUGCAGCACGUGCAGGCGCACGGCGCCGAGCGGCCCUACGAGUGCCGCACCUGCGGCCGCGCCUACAGCCACGGCUCCAGCCUGGUGCGCCACCGCCGCUGCCACCGCGACGCCCCCGACGACGCCGGCGCCGGCGCCUCGGCCAGGGCGGCGCCCCCCGUGCCCGGCGCGGCCUCCGGGGUCCUGGCCUUGGCCAAUGGGGUCGGCGUGGCGCCCAAUGGGGUCGUGUGGCGCCCAACGGGGUCGUCCCGCUGGCCGGCGGGGUCGGUGCCCUCCCCAGCGUGGGAGCCCUCCCCAGCGCCGGCGCGGCGCCCGCCGGGGCCAACGCGGGCCGGCGCCGGGCGCGGCGCGGCCGCGGCUCCCAACGGGCCGGCGCGGGACUCGGCGUGGGCGCCGCGGCGCCCGGCGGGGUCGCGCGGGGCCCAACGGGGUCGGCGCCGCGCCCGUCCCGCCGCGCCCAACGGCGUCAACGCCCAGGCCAACGGCGUCAACCUGGUGGCGCCCGGCGGGGUGACGGUGGCCGUGGCCAACGGGGUCAUCCCGGUGCCCAGCGGCGUCCUCCUGGCGCCCGGCGCGGUGCCCCUGGCGCCCGUGGGGGUCCCGCUGGCCCCGGGCGGCGGCGCCGGCGCGGCCCCGGCGGGCGCGGAGGGGCCGUUCACGUGCCCGCUGUGCUGGAAGGUGUUCAAGAAGCCGAGCCACCUGGCGCAGCACCAGAUCAUCCACACGGGCGAGAAGCCCUUCACCUGCGCCGCCUGCGGCCGCAGCUUCAACCGGCGCGAGAGCCUCACGCGCCACGUGAAGACGCACGCGGGGCCGCGGCGCGUGCCCUGCCCGGUGUGUGGAAAGGAGUUCCGCGACGCCGCCUACCUGCUGCGCCACCAGGCCAGCCACGGCGGGCCCCGGCCCGCGCACCGCUGCGACGUCUGCGGCAAGGCCUACGCCGCGCCCCAGAGCCUGCUGCGGCACCGCCGCGCCCACGCCGCGCCCGAGGCCGGCCCGGGGGCCGCGGGGUGGCGGGGCCUCGGCGGCGGCGCCGGCGCCGCGGGCGAGCCCCUCUCCGGGGGCGGGCGGCGGGCGCAGCUCGGGUGCGCGGUGUGCGGGCGGGCGUUCGCGCGCGAGACGCUGCGGCGCCACGAGCGCAUCCACACCGGGGAGAAGCCGCACGAGUGCGGGGUGUGCGGGAAGCGCUUCCGGGAGUCCUUCCACCUGCGCAAGCACCGCGUGGUGCACACGCGGGAGCGGCCCUACCGCUGCGACCUGUGCGGCAAGACCUUCGGCUACCCCCAGAGCCUCACGCGGCACCGCCAGGUGCACCGCCCGCCGCCGCCCGCGCCGCCCCCGCCGCCCGGCGAGGCCGCCCCGGCCGGGCUGGGCUGCGGCGCCUGCGGGCAGCGCUUCCCCGACCUGCUCCGCGCCGCCGCCGCCGCCCACCAGGACCCGCUGCCGGGACCCGCGGCCGAGCGCCCGCCCGGCUGCGACACCUGCGGGCAGGUGUUCGGCUUCCUGGAGAACCUCGUCUGGCACCGCCUGGUGCACCCGGCGCCGCCGGAGCGGCCGGUGACGGCGGCGGCGGGGGGCGAGCCCCCGGUGCCCGCCGAGGCGCCGCGGGCGGCGCCACGGGCCGGGCGCUUCCCCUGCGGCACCUGCGGGCGCAGCUUCAAGCGGUUCCUGGCGCUGGUGACGCACAAGUACGUGCACCUGGCGCGGCGGCCGCGGGCCUGCGGGGCGUGCGGGCGGCGCUGCGCCGCGGCCUACGAGCUGCUGCUGCACCGCCGGCGCCACCUGCGCCGCCGGCCCUGGCCCUGCGGCGGCUGCGGGCGCCGCUUCUGGGCGGCCGCGCUGCUGCGGCGGCACCGGCGCCGCUGCCUCGCCCGGCUGCGCUGCCGCACCUGCGGCCGAGCCUUCCGCCGCGCCCGGGCCCUGCGGCGGCACCGCGCCGGCCACGCCGGGGCCCUGCGCUGCCCGCGCUGCGCCAAGCGCUUCGCCCACCCCGCCGGCCUGGCCGAGCACCAGCGCCGGCACCGCCCGGCGCGGCCGCGGCGCUGCCGGACCUGCGGGGAGAGCUUCGGGCGGCGCUCGGAGCUGCUGGAGCACCGGCGGCGCCACCUGGGCGAGGACGUUUACCGGUGCGAGCGCUGCGGGAAGAGCUUCUUCUACCUGUCGUCCAUCCUGCGGCACCAGCGCGGCCACGCGCGGCGCCGGGGGCUGCGCUGCCCCGCCUGCUGCCGCCGCUUCGGCGACGCCCGCCGCCUGCGCCGACACCUGGCCGGCCACGAGGCCGGGCGGCCCUUCCCGUGCCGCGCCUGCGGCGAGGCCUUCGCCGCUCCCGAGGGGCUGCGGCAGCACCGGCGGCUGCGGCACCGCCAGGGCGCGGCCGGGGCGGCCCAGGGGGAGUGAGGGGAGGGUGUCGGGGGCAUCGGUGCCACGGGGACACGGAGGGGACGUCGUGGUGGGACACAGCUGGACACGGCUCAGCACAGCACGGGGGGACACGGCACGGUCAUGGCACGGCACAGCUCGGGUGGACAUGGCUGGACACGGCUCGUCGUGGCAUGACGGGGAUGUCACGGCAGGGCGUGGCUCGUCACAGCACAACCCAACCUGUCACGGGCUGACACGGCACGGCACGGCUCGGCACGGCGGGACAGGACUUGUCGCAGCUCCUCAUGGAUCCUCACGGUGCGAAACGGCUCAGCACGGAUUUGUCACGGCGUGACACGCCCUGACAUGCCCCAGCACGCCUCGCCAUGGCUUGGCACGGUUCCUCACGGUGUGACACGGCUCAGCACAGAUUUAU